AUGCUUGAUCGUUUGCCUUUCGACGUUCUCUUCAGCGUGCUGGAGCAUCUGGAGGUUCAGGACUUAGUGCGCGCUUCUCAGGUCUCUCAUUACUUCUCCGCCGCCCUCCAGUACCGCACCGUCUGGAAGGCCGCAUACACUCACACGACACUCGCCCGUCCACCCGGCCCGUGCAUCGGACAGUCGCUCCACGACUUCCGCUCUACCCUAUGCACAAGUGCCAGAGUCGAAAGGAGCUGGCCGCCCGCUCCUGCUCGACAGAAUCCAAGGGUACGAUCGGUACCGAUCAACUCGAAAAACGUCUUCUGCGGGGUUAUCUCUGGCCGUUGGAUGCUCGUCGCCGACAGAGACAGGAUUAACUGUUACGAUCAUGAGAUGAAGCCCGCCGGAGGAGGGAGAGGGCCCGUUUACGUGCCUCCACCGGGAUGCCAGAUCCGGUUCUUCAAGUGCUUUGACGCGAAGGCGGAAGGAGGCGAGCAGGUCGCGUACGCCGUGUGCGAGGAGGUGCUGGAUGGCGAUCAAGAUUGGUUUGGUGGUCAGUGGCCAGGGUUGAAUGCUGCUACAAAUAUUAAGGUGUUUAGGAUACGACCUUCCAAGUCACCAGCAGCAUUCCCUAUCGUCUUCGAGUCUAUCCUUGAGCUGAGAGACGAACAUGCUCUACAGGGUUUUAGCGAAGUGACGCUCAAAGGAGACCACCUUCUAAUUCGCAAGCACGACGGCGCUGCUACAGGCCAGCAACUGGUGGAUGCCGUUUGGGUCAUCAAUCUGCGUAUGCGUCGGGUGUUUAAGCCCUCGUUAUCGGAAGGCGAUUUUGACACACGAUAUUCCUCGCUCCGUGUCAUUACCAGCUCAUCAUACCUCCUCGUUAUACGUUACCCUCGUAUGCGCUCAGGUCACAUUAUUGACAACGCGGACACCUUCGAGGCGUUCCCAUUGCCCAGAGUCGAUGAUAGCAAUCCGUCAGCAGUUCAAUUCCUUCGGCCGUCUCAUACUGGCCGUCUGAACACCUGGGCAUCGUACCACUACCCCAGUAUCGAUACGAUGGACUGGUCAAUCGAAUACACGGAUGCCCGUACACGGGAGACGACGAUCGCGUUCCCCGCGAUGUUAUCCCGCCAGUUACGCAUGCUGCGGUUUACUCUCAGCUCUAAGGCCUGUGGUACCGCCGCCGCCUCCGCCGCUAUCAGCGACGGAAGCGAUCUCGGCUCCAUCUCGUUCGCGGCUGACAAGGUCGACGGGUUCCCGACUCUGCCAUCGGACUCGAGCUACCGCGUCAUGUUCAACCCGACGAUGCUCGGUCGCCCGCGCAUGCUCGUGUUCGGCUCGAAGCAUGCGUCAUGCCUAGUCCCGCGGAGCGCACGGCCGUGGCCGACGCAGGUUCUGGAAGGGUACACGCUCGAUGUCGAUGGUGGGACAGGCGUGAGGGUCGUUGAGAAGGGGGAGAGGGCGAGCUACGAGAUCUUGCCUUCGUUUGAGAAGGUGCUCGGGUUCGAUGCGACGAGCGGGAGGAUGUUCGCGGUGAGCGGGGUGCCGGCGAUGGGGACAGGGUUGGUUAUUCGGAAGGAGUGGGUCCUUAAUGUUGUUGAUAUUGUUUAG
This is a messenger RNA of Coniophora puteana RWD-64-598 SS2, 1596 nucleotides long. RefSeq lists its product as uncharacterized. Gene Ontology annotation, molecular function: protein binding. The coding region runs from base 1 to 1596 and encodes 531 amino acids. The transcript is spliced from 4 exons. NCBI's taxonomy places the organism in Eukaryota, Fungi, Basidiomycota, Agaricomycetes, Boletales, Coniophoraceae. The record is from RefSeq and is a predicted model, not a curated record.